UGGAGUCAUCUGACUUGGGGGAGGGGGAAAACUGUCUACAGUGCCUUCUUUUGAAGAGUUUUUAAAAGAGGCUGGGGAAUUUGGAAGGUUUCAAAAGAGGGUCUUUCUCCUCCUUUGCCAGACUGGCAUAACUUUUUCUUGUUAUUUGUUGGAGUUGUGUUCCUUGGACAGGAUCCAGAGCAAUAUUGGUGCAGAGUCCCUUGUGCAUCUAAAUUAAGGAAGCAAUGUGGGUGGACAUUUGAAGAGGAGUACAACAUUACAAUUCUAGCUUCAAGUCUGGUGAAUGAGAUACAAUAUGAAAUGGUGUAAUACGUCUUCUAGCUGUACCAAUCUGUGUCCUCAUCUCACCAAUAACAGCUUGGCCAAUAUGUCAUUUGCUACUUGCCUUUGGGAUAGUUAGCUCUACAAACAACCUCAUUCAUCUAUUGCCAGCAAGCUCGUCUGGAUGCCCUUGAGGCGGGUCCCAGUGGGUCCAUAAGAGAAACUCCCAUACAAGACCGGGGCGCUACUACUGCCGAGCAGCCAGCUAUGGAGGCGGUGUCGGCUGGAAAAUCGGGUUCCCAAAGAAGGCUGAAGAUUUCACCUCAGCCAAGCAGACAGAGAAAAUGGGGUUUCUGGAAUGCUUCAUGGAGGCCUAUUAAUCAGCCUUGUUUUUCCUGCAACCAAGGGUGGCUUUCUUUUUUAACCCAGAAGAACACUAGCCUUUAGACACACCCUGUGAAACUUAUAUAUAAGGUGGCUUCAUAAUUUAUAAACACUGACUUUGAGUUAUUUAAGCAUAUUUCCACUCAGCACAAUUAAGAGCAGUGCUGUGAAUAAGAGGCUUAAUCCAACAUGCCAAACUUAGAUGACAUUCUAGAGCACAUUGGUGAGUUUGGCCUGUUCCAGAAAAGAGUCUUUUUUCUUAUUUGCCUCCUCUCUGCUGCCUUUGCCCCAGUCUAUGUAGGAGUUGUUUUCCUAGGUUUCGUACCCGAGCACCGGUGCCUGAGUCCUGGAGUUGCUGAGCUAAGCAGCAGGUGUGGCUGGACUCCCGAAGAGGAGUUGAAUUACACGGUUCCAAAGUGGAAGACCAGUGAGGAAGGUUUCACCCAUCAAUGCGCGAGAUACAAUGUGGAUUGGAAUGCAAGCGAGCUGAGCUGUACGAAUCCAUUGGAAGACUUUACCAGUCACAGGAAUGAGAGCAUCUCUCUUACCACCUGCCAAGAUGGCUGGGUCUAUGAUUCUUCGAUACAGUCCAUUGUGAGUGAGUUUGACUUGGUAUGCGAAGACUCCUGGAAACUGGAUGUAUUUCAGGCAUCUGUCAAUGCUGGAUUUUUCAUUGGAUGCAUAUCUGUUGGCUACGUAGCAGACAGAUUUGGACGCAAAACAAGUCUCUUAGUUACCAUCCUGAUCACUUCCAUCUCAGGAGUUCUUGUGGCCUUGGCACCCAACUACUUAUGGUCGGUGAUAUUUCGCUUCAUACAAGGACUAGUCAGCAAAGGCAACUGGUUGACAGGCUACAUCCUAAUCACAGAAAUUGUUGGUCCAGGCUACAGGAGGAUUGUGGCCUUUCUCUACCAAGCGGCAUAUGCUGGUGGCCUCCUCAUCCUCGAUGCUUUGGCUUAUGCAGUUCCCCACUGGAGAUGGCUUCAACUUGCCGUUUCUCUGCCUGUUUUCCUUCUUUUGUCUUACUACUGGUGUGUUCCAGAGUCUCCCAGAUGGCUGAUCUCUCAAGGACAGAAUGGCAAAGCUAUGAAAAUUGUGAAUGACAUUGCUAAAAGUAAUGGAAAAAUCUUGCCUGCUGAUUUUGAGAGUAUAAACUUUGAAGAAGAAACUGAAGAAAGUGGAAAACAAAGACCUUCACUGAUAGAUCUUGUGAGGACACCUCAGAUGAGAAAAUACACAUUUAUUUUGAUGUAUAACUGGUUCACAAGUGCCAUAAUGUACCAAGGACUUAUCAUGUACCUGGGAAUUUCUGGAGACAAUGUUUACCUGGAUUUUUUCUACUCUUCUCUAGCUGAAUUUCCAGCAGCCCUCAUACUCAUAUUCACAGCGGAGCGAGUGGGACGCCGCUAUCCAUGGGCCACUGCAAAUCUGAUGGCAGGAACUGCUUGCCUUGUUUCAGCUUUCACCCCAGAAGAUAUGUACUGGCUAAAGAUGAUUACAGCUUGCUUGGGCAGAUUAGGAAUCACGAUGGCAUUUGAAAUGAUUUGCUUUGUCAAUGCUGAAUUAUAUCCAACAUUUCUCAGAAACUUUGGUGUGACGGUCUGUUCCUCCCUGUGUGACUUGGGUGGCAUAAUUUCUCCUUUCAUUGUUUAUAGGCUAACAGAAAUCUGGCACAAGCUGCCCCUUGUAAUCUUUACUAUGGUUGGUUUGAUUGCUGCUGGAUCAGUGCUAUUUCUGCCUGAAACCAAAGGGAGAACUUUACCUGAGACCAUUGAAGAUGUAGAAAAACUUUCAGUGCCACAAUGCUAGGCAGCUUAAAUAAUAUCAAAUGAAUGUAAAAUAUAAAAUAUUAUUUGAAAUGUGUUCUUUCAACUGUACUUUAUAAAAUGCUUUGGUAAUUAAUCAGCUUGUCAUGGAAAGGCAAAGAUAAAACAGAAGGACUUUCAUAACUGACUAUAAUGUAAAGGUCCUGUUUCUGCAUCUGUUAAUCAGAUGAAUAUGUUAAAUGUAGCACAGCAUAUAACACACAUUGUUUUUAAAAAUGGAACAAUAGUCCUUAGAAAUGACUCUAAUUCAAAUGAAUUUGUGAUUAUACAUUUUGAUCAGUCAUCUAUCUAUCUUCAAGCUGGGAUGAAUAUCCAUCUAACUUUCAUGGAACCACUUGUCCCCCAUGGAAGUCCCUCAGCUCCAGACACUCUUGGAUGAGACCGAUUAUCUGGAUCCAUUUCAGUUGGAUUUCAGGCCUGGUUUUGGCAUGGAAACAGGCUUGGUCGCCCUGUAUGAUGACCUUUGUCAGGAGAGAGACAGGGGAAUGUGACUCUGUUGAUUCUCCUUGAUCUCUCAGCGGCUAUCGAUACCAUCGACCAUGGUAUCCUUCUGGGAAGACUGGCUGAGUUGGGAGUGGGAGGUACUGCAUGGCAGUGGUUCUGCUCCUACUUGGCGGUUCGGCUCCAGAAAGUGGUGCUUGGGGAACAUUGCUCGGCACCCUGGACUCUCCAGUAUGGGGUUCCACAGGGGUCAGUUCUGUCCCCCAUGCUGUUCAACAUCUACAUGAAACCGUUGGGUGCCGUCAUCCAGAGCUUUGGAGUGCAUUGCCAUCAAUAUGCUGAUGACAUGCAGCUCUAUUUCUCCUUUUCAUCUUCUUCAGGUGAGGUUGUCAAUGUGCUGAACCGGUGCCUGGCUGCGACAAUGGACUGGAUGAGGGCUAAUAAACUGAGGCUCAAUCCAGACAAGACUGAGAUGCUGCUAGUGGGUGGUUCUUCUGACCAGAUAGUGGAUGUCCAACCUGUCCUGGAUGGGGUUGCACUCCCCCUGAAGGAGCAGGUUCAUAGCUUGGGGGUUCUCCUAGAAUCAUCUCUGUCACUUGAGGCUCAGGUAUCCUCAGUGGCACAGAGUGCUUUCUACCAACUUCAGUUUGUGGCCCAGCUACGUCCCUAUGUGGACAGGGAUAACCUGGCUUCAGUUGUCCAUGCUCUGGUAACCUCCAAGCUAGAUUACUGCAAUGUGCUCUACAUGGGGCUGCCUUUGAAGACGGUUUGGAAACUGCAACUUGUGCAAAAUGCAGUGGCCAGAUUGGUAACAGGGACCAGACGGUCCGAACAUAUAAAACUGAUUCUGGCCCACUUUCAUUGGCUGCCUGUAUGUUUCCACGUUCAAUUCAAGGUGCUGGUUUUAACCUAUAAAGCCUUACAUGGCUUGGAACCACAAUACCUGAUGGAACGCCUCUCCCGAUAUGAACCCACCCAUACACUACGCUCCACAUCCAAGGCCCUCCUCCGGGUGCCUACUGCGAGGGAAGCUCGUAGGAUGGCAACAACGGAGAGAGCCUUCUUAGUGGUGGCCUCCAAAUUGUGGAAUGAUCUCCCUGACGAGGUGUGCCUGGCGCCCACACUGUUAUCUUUUUGGCACCAGGUCAAGACUUUCCUCUUCUCCCAGGCAUUUUAGCAUGUGUUUUAAAUUGUUUUAAAUUGUGUUUUAAAUUGUUUUUAAAAGAUGUGCUUUUAAAUUUGUAUAUUUGUUUUUAAUGUUUUUAGUUAUUGUAAACCACCCAGAGAGCUUCGGCUAUGGGGUGGUAUAUAAAUACAAUAAAUAAAUAAAUAAAUAAA
Molecule: messenger RNA, 4250 nt
Organism: Rhineura floridana
Lineage: Eukaryota; Metazoa; Chordata; Lepidosauria; Squamata; Rhineuridae
Product: solute carrier family 22 member 2-like
Exons: 12
Coding region: 835-2454 (539 amino acids)
Biological process (GO): transmembrane transport
Cellular component (GO): membrane
Source: RefSeq, a predicted model, not a curated record